AUGGUGGACAGCGUGUACCGGACCCGGUCCCUGGGGGUGGCCGCCGAAGGCCUCCCGGACCAGUACGCGGACGGGGAGGCGGCGCGCGUGUGGCAGCUGUACAUCGGCGACACGCGCGACCGCACCGCCGAGUACAAGUCGUGGCUGCUCGGGCUGCUGCGCCAGCACGGCUGCCAGCGGGUGCUGGACGUGGCCUGCGGCACCGGGGUGGACUCCAUCAUGCUGGUGGAAGAAGGCUUCAGUGUGACGAGUGUGGAUGCCAGUGACAAGAUGCUGAAGUAUGCACUUAAGGAGCGCUGGAACCGGCGGCAGGAGCCUGCCUUUGACAAGUGGGUCAUUGAAGAAGCCAACUGGAUGACUCUGGACAAAGAUGUGCCCAAGCCAGCAGGGGGUGGCUUUGAUGCAGUCAUCUGUCUUGGCAACAGUUUUGCCCACUUGCCAGACUGCAAAGGUGACCAGAGUGAGCACCGGCUGGCACUAAAGAACAUUGCAAGCAUGGUAAGGCCUGGCGGUCUGUUGGUCAUCGACCAUCGCAACUACGACCACAUCCUCAGCACAGGCUGCGCGCCCCCGGGGAAGAACAUCUAUUAUAAGAGUGACUUGACCAGGGACAUCACGACCUCAGUGCUGACGGUGAACAACAAAGCCCACAUGGUGACCUUGGACUACACGGUGCAGGUGCCAGGCGCUGGCCCAGAUGGCUCUUCCGGCUUCAGCAAGUUCCGGCUCUCCUACUACCCACACUGUUUGGCGUCCUUCACCGAGUUGCUCCAAGCGGCCUUUGGGGGCAAGUGCCAGCACAGUGUCCUGGGUGACUUCAAGCCUUACAAGCCGGGCCAGGCCUACAUCCCCUGCUACUUCAUCCACGUGCUCAAGAGAACAGAGUGAAUGGGGCCUGCGCUCCCACGGCCCCCCCAAAGCUCUGGGGAGGGGAAACCCUAAGCCCGGGAGCAGGGAUAAUGGGGCCAGGUGAACAGAGGACCAAAAAUACAGUCUGUGCCUUUCCCGAC
Messenger RNA from Jaculus jaculus (lesser Egyptian jerboa), 1010 nucleotides. RefSeq names its product glycine N-methyltransferase (gene Gnmt). Gene Ontology annotation, cellular component: cytosol. Gene Ontology annotation, biological process: one-carbon metabolic process; protein homotetramerization; S-adenosylmethionine metabolic process. The record is from RefSeq and is a predicted model, not a curated record. Gene Ontology annotation, molecular function: glycine binding; glycine N-methyltransferase activity; identical protein binding. The transcript is spliced from 6 exons. Bases 1 to 888 code for a protein of 295 amino acids. NCBI's taxonomy places the organism in Eukaryota, Metazoa, Chordata, Mammalia, Rodentia, Dipodidae.